Messenger RNA from Populus trichocarpa (black cottonwood), 558 nucleotides. RefSeq names its product transcription repressor OFP6. The coding region runs from base 1 to 558 and encodes 185 amino acids. The record is from RefSeq and is a predicted model, not a curated record. The transcript has a single exon. Lineage: Eukaryota; Viridiplantae; Streptophyta; Magnoliopsida; Malpighiales; Salicaceae. Gene Ontology annotation, biological process: negative regulation of DNA-templated transcription.
AUGUUUUCAAAGAAGAAAAAGACCCUUCAAACCAUACUCGCAUCCAAUGCAGGCUGUGGCUGUGGCAGGCCAAAACUCUCAGAUGUAUACGAGCCGAUACCAAAACCUAGACCUAGACCCUGCAGAACCUCAAUUUCCCAAAAAGAUCCAAACCCUAAUUGUUCAUCUUCAAGCUCCUGUGACAAAAGUGUAGGCUUCUCAUUGAUGGACAAUGAAGAAGAAGAUUACACCUCAACCACUAUCACUCUGAACAAAGACAACACUUCAUCAUCACAAAACUCCGAAUCUGAAACCGAUCCAAAAGCAUCCAAGAUUAUUGACAGCAUUGCUGUGGUGAAAUAUUCUAACGACCCAUUUCAAGACUUCAAGCAUUCCAUGUUGCAAAUGGUCGUGGAGAAAAAUAUCUACUCAAGAAAUGAUCUUGAAGAACUCCUCAACUGCUUCUUGGAGCUGAAUUCUCCUUGCCACCAUAGCGUCAUCGUUCAAGCUUUCACUGAGAUCUGGAAUGAGAUCAUCUCGAAGAGGAUCGUCAAGAAACCCUGUGCUCAGUUCAUGUGA